AUGAGCCGGAGGUUGGCCAAGCUGCACAAACCGUGCGACAAGCUGGAUAAGUACGACAAUGAGCCGUACAUGCAGAAUCCGCUACUGAACUUGUUCCUCUCGGAGAUUAAGGAGCGACGCCAUUACAGUUUCAUCCAACGAAAAGCCGCCGCUGAAAAAGUAAAACUCUGCCGUCGAAAGACCGAAGACCUGGACGAUGUCGUUCCAAAGCCGGAAUCCUACUACGUCGAACAACUGCGUCAGCAUGCAAAACGUGCCCCGGUGCCAAAAAUGCUGUCCAAAACGGAAGACAAGAUACUGUCCUUUGUACCGAAACGGCUGCGUCAGCAGUACCCGGCGCUGCUAGCGUCGUACAUGACCGACGUCCACGAAGACUUCGACAAGGUGAUGAAAGCGUUCAGUUGCCAAAAAAUCUUCAAACCCGGUCCCGAUGACUAUGUUCCACCGAGAGAAAAGUUCGAAUUCAAGCGUCUCGGCCGAACCGCAAACUACAAAAACUUUCUCAAGCACAAAGCCACCAUUCAGAGAAAUCUGCUGAUUCCGUAUCCUUUCAUUCGGUGCAUCAUUCACUACUCCUAUACAGAUUUUCCGCCCGUGUUGAACGAUUUUACCAAGUAUAGGUUGAAGUCGGAGAUCACCUUGAAUGAGCUUCGCGAUAUGGCCAAGAAGGAGUUGCAGUCCAGCAACACCUUCAUUGCCGACGAGUGGUAUCCAAAGAUCACGAGGGUACUCAAGAAGCACUAUGAUCGUCGUACGCUGCCGAAAUCCAUGUGGCCGAAGGUGAUCAGUUGUGCAUCCAGUCUGAUCAACCGACAGCUAACUGAGUUGAAAUUGCGCACCAUCGAACAUCUCGAACGGACCGUUCUCAAUGUUCACAAAAUUCCACAAAUGAAAAUUCUCGCAAUAUGCGACGACGGAAUCGAUCUGUUUCCGAGCCUAAACGAUAUCUACAGUGUGUACAAGAAUGCAAUCGACGACAUUGCCGCCAUGGGAUCCCGUCUACCGCCGCUCGAGACUAUGAUCGACGCUCAGGCAUUUGUGACGAAGGCGAAUUUUAUGAAGAUUGGAAUCGGUGAUAUAUCACUGCAGGAGAUGCACGACGAGCUGCAGAUUGCUCUGGAAAAGGCGUUUGAACCGUUGGCCAGCUAUCUGAAGGACUUCCAGGAGCAAUUUGCAGGACUGAUCAGUAAAGAGACUCGCGACGAGCUAAAUGACUUUCUUAGUGAGUCUCGUUCAUUUGACGAAUACCUGCAGAAGAUUGAUGAUUUUCAAGCGUACAACGAGAAGAUUAAGAAUAUGGUAAUGAAGGAGUACUUCUACGUGGCCAUCGUGAAUCAAUCGGAUGCGAUCGGCAGUCUGCGGAAACUGGUUCGGGAGUACAUCGAGCGAAUUGCGGAAAGCAUUGCGGUGGAACAUAGGAAGGAAAGCCAACGGAUUUGCCGGGCUUUUGAAGAGAUUAAAGAUCGCGCGCUGGAAAUACCGACGUCGACGGAGCAACUGAUGGCAAACGGGGAGUACAUGACAUGGGCUAAGACGGUGACUAUUGAGGAACUUCGAGAGAAAAUACAGGCUUCUAUGAGAAUUGGAGCUUACUUGGUGGAAUUGAUCGAAUUGCCGCCUGACCACAUGGAUGUUCAGGUGGAAAGUAUCAAUUGGUACUUCCGUAUUCAAGCCGUAUUUGAUGUAAAUUCCACCAAUUUUGAAGCGUACAAGUUUCAGUUCGAGGAAAAGCUGCAAGAGGUUACUAAGCAGCUGAAUGAAAAAAUGGAGGAAAUGAUACCGGAUAUCGCAAUUAUUAACGACAUGACGGAAACGGAAAAGUUUCGCGACUACAUUAUGCUGCUCCAGGGUUACAUUGACCAAAUAUUUAUCUUCGAAGAUUACGUUAAGUGGAUCAACAAGGAGGAGGUGUUAUUUAAGUUCCCUAAGUCGCAGUAUGCAGUGCUGGAAGCGAUCAAGACAUUUGUUGUACCUUUCUAUAAGCUGAUCAGAUUGUGUAUGCGUUGGCUACGCUACUAUAACGUUUGGAUGGAUGGUCCAUUCGAAUACCUGGAACCGCAUUUCGUCGAGUCUAAAACGGACGAAUUUUUAAAAGAGUUCCAGAAAACCCAAAAAUACUACCGAAAUCGUAUCAAAGCGGACAUGUUGGAGAACACGCUCUGCAAGUUUAAGGGUCAAACCGAGGAUCCAGAUCCGGAGAAACAUCCCUGCCCGUUGAAAUUGUGUGCCCGAAUGACGCAAUCGAUCAAGGACUUCCAUCUGGGAGUAUACAUCGUUAACAUCAUGUGCAAUCCAGCGUUGAAAGACCGCCAUUGGGAUGAAAUGUCGGAGAUCGCAGGCUUUGAUCUUACUCCGGAUGCGGGUACGACACUUAGGAAAAUAAUCAAGUACAACUUGGAACACGAUCUGGACAAGUUUGAAAUUGUUAGCAUUGGGGCAAAUAAGGAGCUGCAGUUGCAGAAAAGUCUGACCGCCAUGAUUAAGGAGUGGGAAUCUAUCGAAUUUAAGCUAAAUGCUUUCAAGGAUACCAAUAUCAAUAUUUUGUCCGGAUUGGAUGAAAUUCAAGCGAUUCUGGAUGAUCACAUAAUCAAAACCUUAGCAAUGCGCGGUUCUGCUUUUGUUAAACCAUGUGAGAAGGAAGUCAAGGAAUGGUACAAAACACUGACACGUGUCAAUAAGACACUGGAACAAUGGGGAAAGGUGCAGAGUACGUGGUUGUACUUGCUGCCGAUAUUCUCUUCCGCUGACAUCGUGGCGCAGAUGCCCAAUGAAGGAAGAAUGUUUCAGCAGGUGGACAAAACUUACCGAAUGUACAUGAAGGCAGUUGAAGGAAACCGGUCAGUGAUGAACAUAGCUGCUGCCAAGGGAGUUUUGGAAGCACUGGAACAGUCAAACGAACUGAUGGAGGAAAUUACGAAUGGAGUCAAUGAGUAUCUGGAAAAGAAGCGUUUGUAUUUUCCGAGAUUUUUCUUUUUGUCGAACGACGAAAUGUUGGAAAUACUUUCUGAGACGAAGGAUCCACUGAGGGUUCAACCACAUUUGAGCAAGUGUUUUGAGGGAAUUAAUAGGUUGGAGUUCGAUCAAGCAUUGGAUAUUCGGUCGAUGUUUAGUAUCGAGAAAGAACAGGUCCAGUUUGUAGAGAAAGUGUCAACAUCCGAAGCACGCGGUAGUGUUGAGAAAUGGUUGGUUCGGGUAGAGGACGAAAUGUUGAAAGCCGUACUGAACGAAAUAAAGGGAAGCUAUGAGGCCUACAAAGAGAAAGCGCGUGACACCUGGGUGUUGGAUUGGCCCGGAAUGGUUGUGCUCUGUGUUUCGCAAAUUUUUUGGGCAGCCAAUAUACAUGUCUGUCUAGGUGGAAAACCGAGUGCGAUUGUAGAAUUUUUCGAACAGCUUCAAGUCGAGUUGAUGGAUGUUGUCAAAUUGAUUCGAUCAAAGGAGAUCACCAAUUUGGAUCGAAUUACAAUUAAAGCAUUGAUCGUUAUCGACGUCCAUGCAAAAGAUGUGGUAGAUGAGCUAAUAAAGCAGAAGGUUCAGUCGGAGAAUGACUUCCAAUGGCUGGCACAGUUGCGUUACUAUUGGAAUGAAGGAGAAGUGUUGGUGAAGAUUAUUAAUGCUUCGGUCAGGUUUGCUUGUGAGUAUUUGGGGAAUUCAGAUCGGUUGGUCAUAACUCCGUUGACUGAUCGUUGCUAUCGAACCUUGAUGGGAGCCUAUCAGCUACAUUUGAAUGGUGCCCCGGAAGGUCCGGCCGGAACGGGAAAAACGGAAACCACUAAAGAUUUGGCCAAGGCUUUGGCAGUUCAGUGUAAAGUAUUUAACUGCUCCGAUGGAUUGGAUUACAAAGCAAUGGGAAAGUUUUUCAAAGGAUUAGCUUCGUCUGGAGCAUGGGCCUGUUUUGACGAAUUCAAUCGAAUCGAGCUGGAGGUAUUAUCGGUCGUAGCUCAGCAAAUAUUGUGCAUUAUAGUGGCAGUCCGAGCCGGUGUGCAGAAGUUUAUCUUUGAAGGGACCGAAUUGAAUUUAAAUCCUGCUUGCUACGUAUGUAUUACGAUGAAUCCAGGAUAUGCAGGGCGGUCGGAGUUGCCGGAUAAUUUGAAAGUGUUGUUUAGAACCGUUGCAAUGAUGGUACCGGACUAUGCGAUGAUUGGAGAAAUUUCCCUAUAUUCUUUCGGAUUUACCAAUGCAAGAACUUUAGCGGUUAAAAUUGUCACCACAUAUCGACUUUGUUCGGAACAACUUUCGUCGCAAAAUCAUUACGACUAUGGCAUGCGAGCUGUUAAGACCGUUUUGCAAGCUUGUGGUAAUUUGAAGAAAUCUUUCCCAGAUGAAGAUGAAGAAAUAUUACUGUUGAGAUCACUUUUGGACGUCAAUCUGCCAAAGUUUCUACGGAAAGAUGUUCCUCUGUUUGAGGGUAUUAUCUCUGAUCUUUUUCCGGGUGUUGAACUUCCCCAAGCAGAUUAUAUGUUGCUUACCAAUGCUUUCCAUGAGGUCUGUCGGGACAUGAAAUUACAACCCAAGGACACCUUCCUAACGAAGGUCAUACAGACAUAUGAGAUGAUUAUUGUUCGUCACGGGUUCAUGAUGGUAGGGCAACCAUUCUCUGCAAAAUCCAUGACCCUGAAAGUGCUUGCAGAAUGUCUUACUAAAUUGAAAGGUCAAGGCGAUAAUCCGUAUUUUCAAAGAGUCCAGUAUGAUGUAGUGAAUCCAAAAGCCAUUACCAUGGGACAGCUUUACGGUGCAUUCGAUCCGAUAUCGUACGAAUGGACGGACGGUAUUGCUUCUACGAUAUUUCGAAGUUUUGCCAUCGAUACGAAACCGGAUCGAAAGUGGUUGAUUUUCGAUGGACCGGUGGAUGCCGUGUGGAUCGAGAAUAUGAACACCGUGCUGGAUGAUAACAAGAAGCUUUGUUUGACAUCUGGAGAGGUCAUUACUAUGACGGGGGAAAUGUCGAUGAUAUUUGAGGUUAUGGACCUGGAACAGGCAUCACCGGCAACGGUUUCGAGGUGCGGAAUGAUUUUUAUGGAACCGUCCGUCAUUGGUUGGGAGGCUUUGGUCAUGUCGUGGAUUCAGCGGUGCAACAAGCAGUGGACAACGGACUGGGAGCACUUUUUGCUGGAAAUUUAUCGGUGGGUUAUUCCGGAUUGCUUGAAGUUCAUAAGACGCCAGUGCAAACAGUACCUCUAUCCAGGUGAUAUGAAUCUACUCAUGUGUACAAUGAAUAUUUUUCAAAUGGUCAUUGAUGAGGCGGUUUACGAGAGUCCCGAUGAGUACGGGAAGUAUUUGUUUACCUGGUUUCAGGCUGCUUUGAUGUACUCAGUCGUAUGGGGUUUGGCAGGAAUCUUGGACAUGGAUUCGAAAGUGAAAUUUGAUGAGUUUUAUCGUGAGAUAUGGAAGGGAACUGAAGAAAGUCACCCCGUUCCGGAUGCUUUGGGAAAGAUAGACGUGUCAAUACCUGGUGAGGGAAUGAUAAUGGAUUAUGUGUACUGCUUCAAACAAAAAGGCAACUGGCGAUACUAUCCAGAUAUGGUAAGACAGAUGAAGAAUGAAGUUGGAAUUACGCUUCUGGUGCCCACAUUGGAUUCAGUUCGAUACAUGCACAUAAUCGAUAUCCAUGUAAAGAACAAAAAACCCUUAUUAAUGGUGGGGCCAACUGGAACAGGAAAAACUUACUAUUUCCAGAAUUAUCUGAUGAGCAAAAUGGAUCAAGUUACGCAUCUUCCUACCUUGAUUACCUUUACGUCACAGAUCACAGCCAAUCAAACGCAGGAGUUGAUCAUCUCAAAGUUGAUGAAAAAGAAACGCGGAUUGUACGGACCGGCGGAGGACAAAACGUGUGUUCUCUUCAUCGACGAUAUGAACAUGCCGGCGAAGGAAAUCUACGGAGCGCAACCUCCGAUCGAGUUGAUUCGGCAGUAUUUCGACUAUGGUCACUGGUACGAUCUGAAGGACGCAUCGAAGCUCUUUCUGCAGAAGAUUCUUGUGAUGGCAGCUUGCGGUCUGCCCGGCGGCAGCAGACAGAAUGUAUACGAACGAUUUUUGUGUCACUUCGAUAUCUUUGCUAUCAGUAACUUUAACGACGAAACUAUGUUUAAAAUCUUUACAAACGUGUUGCUAGAUGGCUAUCGGAAGGGAGGCCAUGCAACGGAUGUUACCACAAUGGUUAACAUGAUCGUAAAUGCUACCUUAAAUACGUAUCAGUUUGCGUGCGAUAACUUGUUGCCAACUCCUGCUAAGUCGCAUUACAUAUUCAACUUGAGGGAUGUAUCGCGGGUAAUCAGUGGCUGCUCGAUGCUGAAGCGUGAAUCGGUAGAAAGUAAAAAGAUAUUCCCAAGACUUUGGAUGCAUGAGUCGAUGCGUGUAUUCUAUGACCGCUUAGUGGACGAAACUGAUAGGCGGUUCGUGUUCGACAAACUGAGUCAGAAUCUCAAAUCGUAUUUCAAAGAGAAAACGGAACAACUAUUGCCGGAUUUCUUUCAUCCAGAGACGAAUACUGUGAAUUUAGGAAACCUAAACAACCUGCUGUUCGGUAGUUAUUUUGAUGUGGACGCUGAAAUGGAAGAUCGAAAAUAUGAAGAAGUACCGCAGAUCGAACAGUUUAGAGAUUUGGCUAAUCGAGAUCUGGCGGAAUACAACAGCACACACAAGGCAAAAAUGGAUAUUGUCCUAUUCCAGUACGCACUGCAACAUUUAAACAAGAUUUGCCGUAUUAUGUCCAUGUCUUGCGGAAGUUGCAUGCUAGUCGGGAUGGGUGGAUCCGGUCGCCAAUCUUUGACCAAAUUGGCAGCGCAAAUCUGCGGACAGUCACUAUUUCAACCGGAAAUAACCAAAUACUACGGAAUCAAUGAGUGGCGUGAGGAUUUGAAGAAGGUUCUCAAAGAAGCAGGCGGAAUGGGUCGUGAUACUGUUUUCCUUCUCACUGAGGCGCAACUGAAGGAGGAAGCUUUUCUUCAGGACAUUGAUUGUUUGUUGAAUCUCGGUGAAGUUCCGAAUAUUUUCCCGAUAGACGAAAAGCAAGAGAUUCUGGAAAUGGUUCGCUUGGCUGCUCAAGGUGGGAAUCGAAAUCUGGACAUCAGUCCUUUGGAAGUGUUUCAAUUUUUUGUCAACCGUUGUAAGCAAAAGCUUCACAUCGUAAUUUGCUUCAGUCCAAUUGGGUCUGCUUUGCGAAACAGAAUACGUUUGUACCCAUCGUUGGUAAACUGUUGUACAAUCAACUGGUUUGAUGCGUGGCCGGAAGAUGCACUGGAAAAAGUUGCUGAAAUGUAUAUGAAGGAACUCAACGUUCCGGCUUCGAUAAAGCAGGCCAUAGUCGUAACCUGCAAGCAUUUCCAUGUGGUCGCCAGAAAUGCUUCAGCAGAGUUCACGGCAUCAACAGGCCGUGUCACGUACGUUACAUCCGCUUCUUAUCUAGAGCUAAUAAAGUGCUUCCGUAACCUAACUAAGAAACAUCAAACGGAAAUUAUGCAAAAUAAAAUGCGCUAUCUGGCCGGUUUGGAUAAACUGGAUGCUGCAGCAGCUGCCGUGUCAGUCAUGCAAAAAGAAUUAAAUGCAUUGCAACCUACUCUACUGGUAAUGGCAGAACAGUCUCGAAAAAUGACGGAGGAGAUUGAGAAAGAAUCCAUCGAGGCAGCAGCCGCUACUGAACAGGUCAAGAAAGAUGAAGUUAUUGCCAACGUUCAGGCCGCCGAAGCGCAAGUAUUGAAAGCCGAUUGCGAGAAAGACCUAGCCGGUGCGAUUCCGAUUUUGGAAGAAGCCAUCCAAGCAUUAAACACACUAAAACCUAACGAUAUCACUCUGGUGAAAUCGAUGAAGAAUCCACCCGAGGUAGUUAAACUUGUCAUGGCUGCGGUAUGUGUGAUGAAAGGGAUUACUCCGGAUAAGGUGACCGAUCAAGCAACGGGAAAGAAAAUGCUUGACUAUUGGGGGCCGAGUAAACGCCUGUUGGGAGACAUGGCGUUCCUGCAAACACUAAAAGACUUCGACAAAGACAACAUAAACCCAGACCUUAUGAAGAAAAUUCGUAAAGAGUACAUUCCCCAUAAAGACUUUCAACCGCAUAUUGUGGCGAAAGCGUCCAGCGCCGCCGAAGGUCUAUGCAAAUGGAUUAUAGCAAUGGAUUUGUAUGAUGCCGUCGCGAAAAUUGUUGCUCCGAAAAAGGAAAAACUACGUCAGGCUGAGAAGGAGUACGCAGAAACCAUGGCGCUGUUGACGGAAAAACGACAACUGGCGGCCAACCUGGAGCGGAGAGUUGCCGAACUCAAUGACAACCUAGAUGAGGCAAACCAGAGGAAACAGGAAGUAGAAGAUGAGGUUCAGCUGUGCAAGGAUAAACUGCAGCGGGCGGAAACUUUGAUUGGAGGGCUCGGUGGGGAGAAGAGCCGCUGGACGCUUGCAGCGGAAAGACUUCAGAAUCUGUACGAUAGUUUGGCUGGUGAUAUUCUUGUUUCUAGUGGAGUGAUUGCCUAUCUUGCACCGUUAAACGCAAGUUUCCGGAAUCAGUGUAUCCGUGAUUGGCACGCCUUUGUGGGUGAAAUGAAAAUUCCCUGCUCGGCUGCGUAUAGUUUGGUGGACAUAUUGGGAUCAAAAAUCAAAAUUCAGAACUGGAACAUUGCCGGCUUGCCAACGGAUGCAUUUUCGGUGGAAAAUGGAAUCAUCAUGGACAGCUCGAACCGGUACAGCCUGUUCAUUGAUCCUCAGUUUCAGGCUAACAAGUGGAUCAGGAAUAUGGAAAGAAGUAAUCAUUUGCAGAUCAUGAAAUUUUCCCAACCAGAUUAUAUGAAACGCCUAGAAGUAUGUAUAGAGCACGGUUGGCCAGCGUUGAUAGAAAAUAUUUUCGAAGAUCUAGAAGCUCCGUUGGAUCCACUGCUAAAUCGAAAUACCUUCAUUCAGGGCGGAGUUGAAUAUCUAAGUUUGGGUGAUAAUGUGAUUGCCAUGUCACCGAAAUUUCGACUAUAUUUAACUUCGGGCCUUCGAAACCCACAUUACUUGCCGGAAGUGUUCAACAAAGUUACUGUCGUCAACUUUGCUCUCACCGUCAAAGGUCUGGAAGACCAGCUGCUUGGAAUAGUAGUUGCCAAAGAACGUCCGGAUCUUCAAGAGCUGCGGCAAAAUUUGAUACUGCAAGGGGCGAAGAACGUUGCAAUGCUGAAAGAAGUUGAGGAUAAGAUUUUGAAAACACUUUCGGAGAGUAAAGGUGAUAUUCUGGAGGACGAAAGUGCGAUAAAAAUUCUUGAUGAUUCUAAACGAAUCUCCACCGAUAUCGAGAGAAAGCAGGAGGAUUCUAAGGAAAUCGAAGCUAAAAUAGACGCCUUCAGACAGAAUUACCGACCAGUUGCUACGCACUCAUCGACACUGUACUAUUGCAUUACGGAACUGCCGAACAUCGAUCCAAUGUAUCAGUUCUCGUUGGCAUGGUUUGUCAAUUUAUAUAUUUUUUCGAUUGAAAACGCCAACAGAACAAAGGAUCUGCAGCGCAGGUUGAAAUUUUUAAUGGAUGCUGUCACGCUGAAUCUAUACAACAAUGUGUGUCGAUCACUAUUUGAACGAGAUAAGUUGCUUUUCUCAUUCGUAUUGACAACUAAAAUAAUGAUCUCUUGCAACCAGAUCGAUCAGCAUGAAUUUCAGUAUCUUCUAGUUGGAGGAGAGAAAAGCACAACAGAUCAACCAAACCCCAAUCCUAGCUGGAUAACGGAUAAGCUUUGGCAGGACAUUGCUCGUCUAGAGCAACUGCCAGAAUUUGCCGGAUUUGUUGCCAGUUUUAUUGAAAACAUGACAGACUGGAAACGGUACUACGAUACGGAAGACACCCACAUCGAGAAACUUCCCAGUCCCUGGCAGGAGAAGACAAACCGCUUUGAAAAGUUGAUAAUUUUACGGACUUUCAGACCCGACAAAGUUGUCUUAGCGAUUGGAGAAUUUGUUGCUUCGGAAAUGGGUCCAGCGUACAUCCUACCACCACCAUUCGAUAUCGCCCGAUCCUACGAGGACUCCAACUGUCUAACACCUUUGAUAUUCAUUCUUUCUCCCGGAGCUGAUCCCAUGAAUGCUUUGCUUUUAUUUUCUGAGAAAAUGGGUUUUGAUGAAACGUUUCAGUCCAUUUCGCUGGGCCAAGGGCAAGGACCAAUUGCGCAGAAAAUUAUCGAACGAGCUCAAGAGGAAGGUACUUGGGUGUGUUUACAGAACUGUCAUCUAGCUGCCUCUUGGAUGCCUACCCUGGAGUAUCUUUGGGAAAAUAUGGAUCUUUAUAAUACGGUUUCUUCUUUCCGUUUGUGGCUAACGAGCUACCCUUCGGAACAGUUUCCCAGCAGCAUCCUGCAGAAUGGAAUCAAGAUGACCAACGAACCUCCAACGGGGCUGCAACAGAACCUUCUUCGUUCCUAUAAGUCAGAACCAAUGAAUGACGAAAACUUUUACACUGGUUGUGCGGGAAAAGAUCGUGCUUUUUCCAAGUUACUCUACGGAAUCUGUUUCUUCCAUGCGGUCGUGCAGGAACGACGCAAAUUUGGACCUCUGGGAUGGAAUAUCUCGUAUGGAUUUAACGAAUCGGAUUUCCAGAUCUCCGUUCUACAGCUACAACUCUUUCUCAACCAAUACGAGCACAUUCCGUACAACGCAAUAUCGUAUUUGACUGGUGAGUGUAACUACGGCGGUCGCGUAACUGAUGCUUGGGAUCGACGAGCGAUCGUUACUAUACUGGCGGAUUACGUUAACGAUAGAGUUGUAAAUGAUCCAAAUUAUCGCUUUUCGAACCAAGGCGAUUGCUAUGGCAUACCUUUACGGAAUGAACACCGAGAGUACGUGGCACAUAUCGGAAAUAAUGUACCCAACUAUCCUAGUCCAGCAGUGUACGGACUUCAUCCAAACGCUGGUAUCACACGGGAUUUAAAUGCGUCCAAGGUAUUGCUUGAAUCGAUGUUGAUGACUCAAGGAGGACUGUCAGAGACUAGUGAUGUCGAGAAGGAAAAAAAUAUAUUGGAAAUGAUUGAGAACAUUCACAGUCGGCUACCACCUGAUUUUGACGUUGAAACAGCCAAAAUAAAUUAUCCAGUCGAUUAUAACGAAUCAAUGAACACUGUACUGGUGCAAGAAAUGGAGCGCUUUAAUAACCUACUCCAGGAGAUAAGGUCCAGCUGUGUCAACCUUAAAAAGGGUAUCGCUGGAUUGAUCGUACUGACUCCGGAGCUGGAGGCCGUUUUUUCGGCACUGAGUUUCAAAAAGAUUCCGGAUAGUUGGAUGAGAAAGUCCUAUCCAAGUUUGAAACCGAUCGGAGCGUACAUCGGUGAUUUCCUGGAGCGGCUAGCUUUUCUGGAGUCCUGGUAUAGACUUGGGAAACCAAACGUUUUUUGGAUUUCUGGCUUUUACUUUACGCAGGCAUUUCUAACGGCAGCAAUGCAAAACUAUGCUCGCAGGUAUCGCAUUCCAAUUGAUAUUUUGACCUUUGAUUACGGAAUUCUGCGAGUUUCAUCUGCCAAUUCUCCGCCAGAAAACGGAGUAUACAUCCAUGGCCUAUUUUUGGAAGGGGCGAAAUGGAAUUUACGCGGGGCCUAUCUCGAGGAACAGCUUCCUAAAAUGCUAAUAGAUGUUAUGCCGAUCAUUCAUCUCAUACCAAUUAAAGUGGCUGAGCUUGAGGAAGGUACCAGAUACAAAUGCCCAGUUUACAAGACAGCAGAACGAAAAGGCACCCUUUCGACGACUGGCCAUUCAACAAACUACGUCAUUCCUGUGUUACUUGGAACUAGACUGAACAGCGCUCAUUGGGUUAAAAGAAGCGUUGCCUUACUGUGUCAGACUUCUGAGUGA
This is a messenger RNA of Sabethes cyaneus, 11790 nucleotides long. RefSeq names its product dynein axonemal heavy chain 12 (gene Dhc62B). The transcript is spliced from 9 exons. The coding region runs from base 1 to 11790 and encodes 3929 amino acids. Lineage: Eukaryota; Metazoa; Arthropoda; Insecta; Diptera; Culicidae. Gene Ontology annotation, biological process: microtubule-based movement. Gene Ontology annotation, molecular function: minus-end-directed microtubule motor activity; ATP binding; dynein intermediate chain binding. The record is from RefSeq and is a predicted model, not a curated record. Gene Ontology annotation, cellular component: dynein complex.